AGAGAGGGUGAGAGAGAGAGAGAGAGAGAGAGUGUGUAAGGAAACAACCGAGGACACCGGCCGGUUGAGGAAAGAAAGAGAAGGGAGAGAAGAAGAGAGGUUGGUGGAGUGGUAAACUGGCGUACUCGUGGCUCACACCAUCACGAGGCUUCAGUCAGUCUUCGGAUGGCGGAGUGUAGUAGUACUACGAAAUCGUGUAAAUCCUCAAGGUUGCGUUGUUCCCCUCCCUUCUAUAACUCUUCCCGUCGUGUAAACAAACCAGAACUCCUUUUCUCAAUUUUUUAUUGCUCCUAUUAAUACAAAAUUUCAGCACGUGAUUCUGUAAAAAAAAGAAAAGAUAACAAAACAAACACUCACAUAAGUAUAUGUACGUGUAUUAUAUAUAAUUAAGGAGUAAUAAAAAGAAAAUAAGGUGUAUAAAAAGACAAGAAAGAAUAAAAGAUCACAGUGAAAUGGCGUGACGCGUAUUUUGUAUUUAUUUAAGAAACUUCUCCGCAGUGUUUUUUUUUUCCUAUUUUUUUAGAAAAAAGGUUUAAUACGAAAUGAUGAAAAUCAAAGUCGAACGUGAACAACAACAUGCAAGAUAGCGUGGAAGUUUUCAACGACUCAACGGAAGUUGGAGAUUUGUAAACGACUUGGAGCAGAUUUCACCGAAACCAAGCCAAAAGCUGUCAGGAUGGAGCUAAGGUGGUACGUUUACUGCAUUAUGAUACUGCACAGUUUUAUAAUGGUUAUACGCGCCAUUGAUGACUUUCGGCAUAUUUCUUAUGAAGAUCUGGUGGAAGGCAGCAUGUUUCGUGAAGAGGGUGUGACAACGUACUCGCAGCUGCUUUUCGAUGUUGCUAGACAGCAAGUCGUCGUUGGUGCACGAGACAAUUUGUACCGCUUAACAUUGACAUCUUUAACAUCUUUGGAACAUGCCUCUUGGACGGCACCGGAAGAUAAAAUUAAUACCUGCCAGAACAAAGGCCAAAGCACUGAGGAUUGUCACAAUUACAUCAAAGUACUUCUCAGUAAUGGGAAAAGUUUAUUCACCUGCGGUACUUACGCCUUCAGUCCUUGGUGUACCUGGAGAGAGAUCGAAAAUAUCACCAGUGUGACGAGCGAAAUGUCAGGUGUUGCGAUGUGUCCGUAUUCACCACGUGCCAAUGUCACUGCACUUUUAGCCAGAGGUCCAUCGGGUGGACUCUUUGCUGGUGCACCAACUGAUUUUUCUGGUUCCGAUCCUGCGAUCUACAGGACUCUUGCGUCACCAAAUCUGAGGACCCAUCAGUACGAUUCCAGAUGGCUGAACGAUCCACAAUUCGUUGGUAGUUUCGAAACCGAAGAUCAUGUAUAUUUUUUGUUUCGCGAGACCGCAGUGGAAUAUAUCAAUUGUGGCAAGAAAAUAUAUUCGAGAAUAGCACGGGUUUGCAAAAACGAUCGAGGCGGGCAGAUCAUGAUGAAGGACGUCUGGAUGAGUUUCAGCAAGGCUCGUUUGAAUUGUUCCCUUCCGGGCGAGUUCCCUUUCUAUUAUGAUGAGAUCCAGGGUGCUGUCUAUCAUCCCGAAGAAAGAAUAGUUUACGCGACUUUCACAACUCCGACUAACGGCAUAGCCGGCUCUGCAAUUUGUGCGUUCAACAUGUCAAGUAUCACAGCAAGUUUCGAUGGGCCUUUCAAGCAUCAAGAGAACUUAGGGGCUGCUUGGGAAAGGCGACCGGUUUCUCAUCACAACAGAGAGCAUUGUGCCCCACCGACUAACACAACUCCUCAUAUUAUAAUUGACAAUCAGAGAUACCAAUUAAUGGACGAGGCUGUUCAGAGCUCGACAAUGGCGCCAUUGCAUACCGUAACUUUGGAAAGAUUCACACAAAUCGCUGUAGAUGUGACACCAACUAAAUUACAUCGUGGAGUGACUGUACUUUACGUUGCCACAACUGAUAGAUUGAUUAAAAAAAUAUCUGUACUUCCGAGAACUCUAGAAACUUGCGUAGUCGAAGUUUGGGGUCCGCUCCCAUCGAUGCCAACAACUUUGCAAUUUUUAAAGGAUACCCAAAGUUUAUAUGUUGGCAUGGAAAUUGGUUUGUUAAGAAUACCGGCAGUUCAAUGCCACCGUCAUCGAAGUCGUCAAGCAUGUCUGAACGCACAAGAACCUUAUUGCGGUUGGAACGAGCACUUGAUGAAGUGUGCCCAAGCACCAAAGCAGAAUCAUAUUGCCACUCACUGGCAUCAGGAAGUAACGAAAUGCCCGGUACUCACUGAUCCAGUCGAUGGUGGUUGGAGUGCAUGGAGUGCUUGGUCAGCCUGUCAACAUGGUACUGGAGAUCAGUCGUCUCAUGGUCAUUCUCAUUCACACUCUUACUUUGAUCACGAAGAGAUCACUGAUAGUUGUCAAUGUCAGACCAGAGAGUGCAACAAUCCACCUCCGCAACAUGGUGGUGCAGGUUGCGUUGGAGCACGCGUCAGAGUUACCAACUGUACUGUCCACGGUGGUUGGACAACAUGGUCCGCAUGGUCAGCCUGUUCUCAAACUUGCGGCUUCGCCAUGAAAACACGUAGACGUAGCUGCACGAAUCCUUCUCCAGCCUUUGGUGGUCGAGUCUGCGUAGGACAUGAUCACGAUGAUAUCGUAUGUAUCGAUCUACCACCUUGCCCUACGCCAGCUAAAGUUACACCACCACCUCAGAACGGACAAUGGUCUUCUUGGGGUCCAUGGAAUGCCUGUUCUCGACCGUGCAACGGCGGUAUUCGAAUUAGAAGGAGAACCUGUGACAAUCCCUCGCCUAGGAAAGGUGGUGCCGAGUGUAUUGGAUGUGACUUUCAGGUCGAGGAAUGCACUCAACAAUGCGGUGAGACUAGAAGAUACUCAGGCUGGACACCUUGGUUAGCCGUGAACGCAUCUAUACAAAAUGGAAGCGUGGGUUACACUGAAAAGCGCUUUAGAUUCAGCUGUCGCGCUCAAACGGACGAUCCCUCCAGUGUGAGAGUGCAAUUUGCUAAAGAGGAGGAGCGUUAUUGUAGAGAUGAUGGUUCUUGUUUACGAACCAACAUCAACGGAUAUGGAGAUAGCGUGGUCGAAAGUGGUUGGAGUGACUGGUCAGCUUGGUAUCCUUGCGAUCGACCUUGUGGAGGAGGCUCACAACGUAGAAGAAGACAGUGCGAGUCUCCACCAUGCGAAGGAAUGAAUACGCAGACGAGACUAUGUAAUAUUCAUCCAUGCAGAACAGCAACUUUCGGAAGUGGGGUAGUAGAAGGACAAUGGUCCUGUUGGACGGACUGGUCCGAAUGCUCAGCUACUUGCGGUGUAGGUGUUCGUACUAGAACAAGGGAAUGCAUCGGACCAGAAACCUGUGACGGACCUAGACUGGUUAGAGAGACCUGUGAAAUGCCAAGUUGCGAGUCCUUACUUGGUUGGGAUACCUGGUCCCGUUGGACCCCCUGCGAUAGUGAUCGUCAACAGCAUCGAAAACGUCAAUGUCUUCAACAUAGUAAUGGAAUGUGCCAAGGACUUAAUCGUGAAACUCGAGAUUGUCUUUCGGAUUGCACGGACAACGAUGUAAACGCGUUACCAUCCAGCGUAGAAAGUGCCAGCGUAUCGAUAGGCGCUGUAGUAGGUAGUUGCAUCAUUGGAUUCUUCAUUGGACUAGCUUUAACAGCGAUUCUUUGUUUCUUUUAUUUGAAACGAAGAAAACCACGUGUCCCGGGUAGUCCUCAUUACAUCAGCAAACAAAAUCCUUAUGUCACAGUGCCAUUAAAAGAGGUAAAUGCUAAAAGACAGCCCAGUUUCUCUGGCAGUACGAACGGAAAUGGUACGCUUCGCGGAAAAACCAAUCCAAAUGUGAACGGCCUUGGGAGUCCGAAAUUAUAUCCAAAAAGUUUGGAAUACGAGUCUGCCACAUUGAAACGCAACAGUCAUGGUCAACAACAUAUUCGUGCUGACCUCGAUCAGGACAAGUACUAUUGAACAAACGAUCGACUGUUUUCACAUCGUUUUUAUAGUAUUACUUCACAAGACUUUACAAAAUUAUGAGAAUUAUAUCAUCGAAAUAAAAAAUAUUCAUUUCUUUUCUUAAUCACUGGGUCACUUUGAAAGGGACCAAAAGAAAAACAUAUCGGGUAUUAUUUUUUGAUACCAGGACGUAAAAAAGCAAUUGAUGAUAAGUGCACUUCGGAGAAUAUCUACUUAAUUAAAGUAAUUAAGAUACUACGUCUGGGUUAAGUAGCAUAAGACAACGAGUUUGAACUCAUAAUUUUUAACGAUAACUGAUGAACCCAUCAAGAAAAAGCCUAAUUUUACAAAUCAUGUAAACGCCUUAGCAGGAUAAUACGUGAUUCGACGCUGCAUGAAGUGAGAGAAAUAUUUUUUACGAGAGAAUUUACAUAGUUUAUUUUUAUUUUUCAUGUAAAUACGUACGAAAAAGAAGUAUAUGUAUGUAUGAGUGUGAGUGUGAUGAGUGAUCAAAUAUGUAUGUCUUUGAUUAAUAUUUGAAUUCUAUAUUUGUACAAAGAUUUCGUGCGUUUAUAAACACUAAUCGAGGCUGAGAUUUUGUUAAACGUAAAACAAACAAAAAAAAGUGUACAUAGAUUAACAAAUAUUUUCUUUUUUCUUUUCUUCAUCAUAAAAAGAAAAAAUAAAUGAAUUUUGAUACCGAAUAACGUAGUGCCAUGAUGAGUUUGUACAUAUAGAUAGUGUUUUAAAUAAUAAAAUAUUAUACUUUUAUACAUAUUACUGCGUUAAAGUGUCUAAUUAAGUUAAUUUAUUAAUUUUCUAGGUAUAGCAUGAAAUAACUAGACUAAGAAAACAUAUAAAAGAUAUUUAAAAAUCCGUUAGUUUCUUUCAAAGUGGAUAGAAUAGUGGGACUAACAGAACAUUUGUUUUCAAAGCACAGUAUGAGAUAAAAACGGAUAACUACAAGCAUUAUUGUGUAGAGACAAACAAAAUUUCAAUUUUAUACUUCAUCUAUGCCCCUUCUGCGAAUUCAUAUAUUGUCUAUUUGAAAUAUGCAUAUAUGCCUUAUUUCAUAAUUUACCUAGUCGAUAUAGUUAUCUCAUGUAAUACCUAGCUAUUUCUUAAAUUAGCGAAUUUCACAAAGAAACGGUAACAUAUAUAUAUAUAGACAUGCGAAUAAAAAAAAACGAUUUAGAUGUAUGUUUGAUAAAAUUUAUAUGUAUGUAUAUGUAUAUUUAAACGUAACUUGAGUCGACAUUUUUUCGUUUAAAGUUGCGUUUUGCUAUUGACUCAUAUUGAGUCGCAUGCGAGGUUUGUAUUACGUUUUAAGGAAACAGUUAUUGCGAAAACGAUACGCCUUAUAUUGCCUGCCGUGACUAAUCAUUUUCGGCGAGAAAUAUAGCAAAUUCGAGUUGUAUAACGACUACGCUUCAAAAAGUCGCAUCAUAUCUAAAAUGACAUGUUUUUUUAAAAUGACAACAGACUCUUUGUAAGAUUACAAAUAGCUAACGAGUAUGUGUGUGUGUGUGUGUGUGUGUAUACGUGCAAGUGUGUAAGAGAAAGAAAGAGAAAAAGAAGGGGAAGAUAUCCUAUCGUUAGGACUGUUUAAACGAUCUUAACGAUCUCUAUUUUUUACAUCGAUAUUCUUCUAAGCUCUUUUUACGAUCAUAAUGAAGGUAAAAUAUUAAUAACUAUUUGUACUCCAUACACUUAUUUUACCCACCCUGCCCCAAUCACCCCCUCCCCCUACCAAUGCCCAUCGAAACGUUGAUGUUAAUAAAGACAAUAUUUCUCUUAAAAUUUGU
This is a messenger RNA of Polistes canadensis, 5733 nucleotides long. It is a transcript of the gene Sema5c, whose product is annotated as semaphorin-5A. Bases 677 to 3943 code for a protein of 1088 amino acids. Gene Ontology annotation, molecular function: semaphorin receptor binding; chemorepellent activity. The transcript is spliced from 15 exons. The record is from RefSeq and is a predicted model, not a curated record. NCBI's taxonomy places the organism in Eukaryota, Metazoa, Arthropoda, Insecta, Hymenoptera, Vespidae. Gene Ontology annotation, biological process: negative regulation of axon extension involved in axon guidance; axon guidance; neural crest cell migration.